This is a messenger RNA of Zingiber officinale, 1610 nucleotides long. RefSeq names its product cell cycle checkpoint control protein RAD9A-like. Bases 88 to 1386 code for a protein of 432 amino acids. NCBI's taxonomy places the organism in Eukaryota, Viridiplantae, Streptophyta, Magnoliopsida, Zingiberales, Zingiberaceae. Gene Ontology annotation, cellular component: checkpoint clamp complex. The record is from RefSeq and is a predicted model, not a curated record. Gene Ontology annotation, biological process: DNA repair; DNA replication checkpoint signaling; mitotic intra-S DNA damage checkpoint signaling. The transcript is spliced from 9 exons.
UCGGGUCGGGUAUUAUUUAAUUCUUCCAUCACUGUAAAACCCUUCUUUCUCCUCUUCCUCUUCGUCCAGACCUCGACCAAACCAGCCAUGGAGCUCUCUCUGAGCGGCAACGCCCUCAAGACUUUCACCCGCUCGAUCACCUGCCUCGCGCGCGUCGGCACUGAGCUCGUCCUACUCGCCUCCUCUUCCAAGCUCGAAUUCCACACUCUCAACGCCUCCCGAUCCGCCUACCAGAUCGUCUCCUUCCUUCCCUCUGCCUUCGACGUCUACUCCCUCGCUUCCCCUCCCACCCGCUGUAGCGUCCUCCUGAAAUCCCUCUGCUCCGUACUCCGCACUCCCGCCGCCGUAAUGGACCGCUUCGACGCCGCUCUUUCCUCUCCGGACGCUGCCAAGCUCCAGUGCACCCUCCACUGCAUCAACGGCGUCAAGAAGACCUAUUGGAUCACCUGUAACGUUGAUCCCGAUAGCCAGCACCUAUCGCUCGACCGACGGCAGUUCCCAAGCAGUCUCACUGUACGGCCGCGUGACCUCGCUAGGCUGCUUGCCAAUUUCCAAUCGUCGAUGCAGGAAAUCACAGUCAUUGCGACCGAUUCGUUGGUAGUUCCAUCAGACGAUGGGGAUGAGAUUGGAGGGAAGGCAGUGGAGCUUCGAAGCUAUGUAGAUCCUUCUAAAGAUCAUAGUGACGCGACACUGCACACGCAACUUUGGAUUGAUCCUGCAGAGGAGUUUCUGCAGUAUACACACAUUGGAGAUCCCGUGGAUAUCACAUUCAGCAUGAAGGAAUUGAAGGCUUUUCUGACAUUUUGUGAAGGGUGUGAAGUUGACAUCCAUAUUUUUUUCAAAAAAGCAGGGGAACCUAUUCUAAUGGCACCAAAAUUUGGGUUUGAUGAUGGAACAAAUUCAGACUUUGAUGCAACCUUAGUUCUUGCUACCAUGCUAGUAUCUCAACUUAAUGAUGGCCUAGAGCAACCAUCUGUUCCUCCAGUGCCACAAUCAGAUCCUUCAACGGCUUGUAAUGUUAAUGCAUUACCAGUUUCUAAUAAUCCUUCUAAUCACACCAAAAUCUGGUCUGAACUCUCAGGUAGUGCUGCCAGAAGUUCUGGUAAUGCCAGAGAAAAUCAAGCUCCAGUUGAAGGAAAUCCAAGAUCUAGCAUGCCUAAUGAUAGAGGAACACAUUAUGCGACAAAUGAUCAGAGAGCACCCAACCUGAGGGAAGACACGCUGGAUGUACAACAGCGCUUCGAAUCCAACCAGAGAGAAAGGGCGGAUGCCGAUACGAAUCCCCUAUCACAGCAUUAUCCUAGUAACUGGGUUGGUGCCAUGGACGAGGAAGAAGAAGAUGAGGAAGAGUUGUUUGUACAAUCAACGCCUCAAUUCGAUGACUAACACGAAGAGGUUCGCAUCUAACUAGCUCGCAAGAUGCUGAAUUUUAGUUGUCAUCCAGCACGGUAUUGCACUUGUUCUUAUAGUCGGAUCCCAUCAAUUUUUGUGGGUUUGUAGUCUGAAGGUUCAACAUUCUUCUUAUUAUUCUCUUUCUUUUUGAUUAAAAGAAGGCUUUGCUAAAACUAUCAGCAAAUUUAAAUAAUUAGGAGUAUUUUGAUGAUUUAAAA